Messenger RNA from Syngnathus acus (greater pipefish), 1310 nucleotides. RefSeq names its product tafazzin (gene taz). The record is from RefSeq and is a predicted model, not a curated record. The transcript has 11 exons. The coding region runs from base 134 to 925 and encodes 263 amino acids. Gene Ontology annotation, molecular function: 1-acylglycerophosphocholine O-acyltransferase activity. Gene Ontology annotation, cellular component: mitochondrial membrane. Gene Ontology annotation, biological process: cardiolipin acyl-chain remodeling; inner mitochondrial membrane organization. Lineage: Eukaryota; Metazoa; Chordata; Actinopteri; Syngnathiformes; Syngnathidae.
UCUGUUAUACUUUGUGCGUCCCUCUAUUACUGCUGCAAGAAUUUAAAUCAUUCAUUUUCCGUCCAUACAACUAAACUUUUGAAUUCCUAUUCAACUUUUUGUGUGAGCCUUAAACAAUGCUGCUCAUCGUUUAAUGAAUGUGUGCGGAUGUAGUGCACGUGUGUGUGUGGAAGGCUGCGAUGCCGCUGGAGGUCAAGUGGCCGUUCCCACAAUGCCCGACGUUGGCAUGGAGGCUCUCCGGUUCGCUCAUCAUGGGCAUGAGCACAUGAAUUGCCUGACGGUCCACAACCGUGAGGUUCUAUUGGAACUCAUCGACCAGCGGCCGGCUGACACGCCCCUCAUCACACUUUCCAAUCACCAGUCUUGUAUGGACGACCCGCACAUCUGGGGUGUCCUUAAGCUCAAACAAUUGUGGAACUUUAAGAAGAUGCGAUGGACUCCGACGGCAUCGGACAUCUGCUUCACAAGAGAGUUGCACUCUCGAUUCUUCAGCCGAGGAAAAUGCGUGCCAGUCUGUAGAGGUGAUGGUGUUUACCAGAAAGGGAUGGAUUUUAUUCUGGAGAAGUUGAACGGAGGGGAGUGGGUGCACAUUUUUCCUGAAGGUAAAAUCAACACAAGUGAAGAAUUCAUCAGGUUAAAAUGGGGUGUGGGACGCCUUCUAGCCGAGUGCACCCUCAAUCCCGUCAUCCUGCCACUGUGGCAUGUGGGCCUGAGUGAUGUCCUUCCCAAUGUGAGCCCCUACAUCCCUCGGAUUGGCAAGAAAAUUACCAUCCUCGUGGGAAAACCCUUCGGUGUCAAAGACCUCGUGGAAAAGCUCAGAGCAGACAACAAGAGCCAGUUGGAGAUGAGGAAGAUGCUGACCGACCUCAUCCAAGUGGACUUCCAGAGACUCAAAGUUCAAGCUGAGGCACUUCACAAAUCCUGAGCCUGGUAGACAAGGGUCAGGCCAGACAAAGGACACGCGGAAGGCCAUUUUGUGCAGGAGUGUGCCGGAGCAAGUGGAAAACAUUUUUAUCACAGGACGCAGUGUGUGACCGGAACUCCUUUCAAAUCUUUUAAAACAUGCUGAAUGAGGCUGAGCAUGAACUGACUGAACAUCACAAAUGAUGUAUUUUUCCUUUAAUGGUAUUUUUACCAUUUUAUGGUUGAAUUCUAUUCUAUCUUAUUGCAUCUUUCCAUGUAUCAUUAUUUUUUUAGCUCAGUGCACAUUUGUUAUCCUGUAAAAAAAAAAAAAAUCUCUGGCUCCUCUUUGGCCUAACCAUUACCGCUCAGUGUCAAUGUCAAUAAAGUUUUCUAUAUGCGGACCCUUU